AUGGCUUCAGCUUCCACUACCGCGCCGUCAUUUCAGAUUAUCUCAUCCCUGCGAUACGAUCCCGAUCUUCCGAAGGUGACCUCCCGCAAUGUGAAUGAUAGUAGCUAUCCAGCCCCAGCGGACUCGCCUUAUUACCUCCUGUCGUACCACCGAGACCGGCUGAUCAAUGCUGCACGUCAUUUCGAAUGGGAUAAGGCGAUAGAUUUUCUACAACAAGAUCUGGUCAGUUUUGAGAAACUCCUCGAUGGCUCAAUAUCCGACGUGCAGAAGCCAUGGCGAAUGAGAAUCGCCGUGGAUUGCAACGGCAAAGGCUCAAUCGAGGUCAAUCCUACUGUAGCGAUUGACCCAUUGAACCUGUUGAUUCCUUCCCUCCAUAGCGGCAUACAACCCACCAUCUGGAAGGUGUUUGUUGAUUCACAACUCACAACUCCAUCUGGCUUCACCACACACAAGACCACCGCCCGAGACGACUACACGGCCGCUCGUGUGCGCGCAGGAAUCACUUCCCCGGCAGAGACAUCGGAAGUCUUGGUAGUCAAUCCAGACGGGGAGAUUAUGGAAGGAAGCAUUACUACACCCUACUUUCGACGGCCCAUAGCGGGUGACGCGACCGAGCCAGUUUGGGUUACUCCGCCAUUGACAAGUGGUGGAAAUGCAGGCACGAGUAGGAGAUACGCCUUGACACAAGGAUUUUGCGUGGAGCAACUUGUCACCAAGGCAGAUCUGGUAGACGGGGAGGAAUGCUGGCUCAGUAACGGAGUACGUGGGUUCAUGCGAGGCGUGGUAGUUCUGAGUCGAUAG
Molecule: messenger RNA, 801 nt
Organism: Penicillium daleae
Lineage: Eukaryota; Fungi; Ascomycota; Eurotiomycetes; Eurotiales; Aspergillaceae
Exons: 1
Coding region: 1-801 (266 amino acids)
Molecular function (GO): catalytic activity
Source: RefSeq, a predicted model, not a curated record